CCCCGCCCAGACCAGGAGGAGGAGUUAAUCCCGGAGCCGAAGAAACCGAAAGUACAGGCGGGGCAGGCAGCGCGAUCCUUUCCCGCCCCGUCAUGUCCCUGUCCGGCUCCCGCGCCCCGCUCCUAGAAGAUGACUUCCAGUUCCUCCUUUGCGAGGGCUGCCGGCAGGAAUCGCCCAACCUCAAGCUCCUCACCUGCCUCCACACCUUGUGCCUCGGUUGCCUGGGCAAGAAUGAGCCCACUGGGCAGUGCCCCGUGUGCUGCACGGCCAUCCCACAGGCCAGCGGCAUCCCAGACAUGGACAACCUGCUCUUCAACAACCUGCAGGCCCGGCUGAGGGUCUACAAGCAGAUGGUUGAUGGAGUUGACUUGUUUUGCAACAACUGCAGGAAAUCAGGGGAGUUCUGGUGCUCUGAGUGCUUCGAAUUCCUCUGCACCAAGUGCUUCGAGGCCCACCAGCGCUACCUGAGGUCGGAGAGCCACAGACCCAAGAGGGUGAUGGACAUCAGGGCAGGGUCUGCAAAAGACUUCCUGCAGGGGAUCAGGAGGACAGGGAGCUUGUCCUGUUUCAACCCAGACCACAUGAGCCAGCCUGUGAGCAUCUACUGCCAGAGAUGUGAGAAGGCGCUGUGCUGCUCGUGCGCGCUGCUGGACAACCAGCACGCACCGUUCUGCGACAUCCGCAGCGAGACCCAGCGCAGGCAGGAGGAGCUGAGCUCCAUGGAGCGGGAGCUGUGGCGGCGCCGGAGCGGCUUCGAGGCCACCUACGUGUCCCUGCAGGGCGAGGCCGCCCGGCUGGAGGAGGCGCAGCGGGAGAUGCGGGAGCUGAUCCGGCAGCGCGUGGAGCAGCUGGUGCGGCUGAUCCGGCAGGAGGAAGAGGAGCUGUUGGGGCUGGUGGAGGCGCGUCAGGAGCAGGGCCGGCGGGAGCUGGAGCGGGAGCUGCGGCACGUGGAGGGGGUGCUGCGGCGGAUGGAGGCGGGCGAGAGGCUGGUGGAGAAGAUGAACCUCUACGCCACGGAGCAGGAGGUGAUGGACAUGCAGCCCUUCAUCAAGGGCUCGCUGCAGGAGCUCCAGCGGCUGCAGCCGCCGGCAGCUGGGGACCAAGCGGAGCCUGGGCCCUUUGCCGAGUGCAGGGCCAGGCUGGAGGCGCUGGUGGAGCGCGUCACAGGGCACCCAGCUACAGGUACCUCCACUUCCCGGCACAACUCCCUGUCUGAUGAUAGCAUUGUGAUCCUUGACCUCAAGCAUCCCGGGGAGGAUUGCCAACCACAAGGAGAUCUCCCUGUGGACCUACCAGCCCACAACCAGCCCUGUGCACCUGUGUCAGACCCCUCUGGUGGCAGAGGACACGUGUGUCCAAAACAGGGAGGGGAUAUGUCCCCCACCCUACCCAAGACUCUUCUGAUACAGAGGGAGGAAGAAGCAGAGGAAGACUCAGGCUCAGCCCAUGGGGACACUCUGCCUCUUCCCAGGAGCAUCCAGGACUCUCUGGCCUCCCUGCAGGAAGGUUUUGGUGGCUGGGCCAGGUCCAACGUGCAGCAGGCGGACAAGUUCCUGAGGAUGGGCACUCGCCUCCUGCAAGCUCAGCAGAGGGCAAACAGGCACCUAGUGGCCAUGACCCGGGAGAUCCGGGCCAUGUCCCAGUCCCUGGCCACCAUCUCCUCUGCUGUGGGACCCCUGCUGCAGCUUGUGGCCUGCCCACAGAACCCCUCCACUGCAGACAUGGACUGGCCAUCCCUGCCCUCCAACUUGCUGGACUUAUUCCCUUCCAGCAACCCGCAGAAGGAUGAACCACCAGUCCCAGCGGCUGCCGUGGCCUUUUCCCCCAGAACACCCCCUCCUGCCACCCCCCCUGCCAGCCCAGCACGCUCCGAGACCCCCAGCCUGGAGUCCGAGUGGGAAUGCCCCAAAUCAGUGCAUCCCACCAGGAGCAAGCGGGGUGGGCAGCCCAGCACGAGGCUGAGGAAGCGGAGGAAGUGAGGGUCUGCAAAGCAGGACGUUUGCCAUGGACUGUGGCUGCUUGGAAAACCCUCCAGAGGUCCCUGUGGAGACCUUUAGGGUUCUCUUUCACCUUGCCAUGCCAAUA
Messenger RNA from Empidonax traillii (willow flycatcher), 2085 nucleotides. Its product is annotated as protein PML-like. The coding region runs from base 93 to 1979 and encodes 628 amino acids. The transcript is spliced from 4 exons. Gene Ontology annotation, molecular function: zinc ion binding; ubiquitin-protein transferase activity. NCBI's taxonomy places the organism in Eukaryota, Metazoa, Chordata, Aves, Passeriformes, Tyrannidae. The record is from RefSeq and is a predicted model, not a curated record. Gene Ontology annotation, cellular component: nucleoplasm; PML body; chromatin. Gene Ontology annotation, biological process: PML body organization; positive regulation of DNA-templated transcription; intrinsic apoptotic signaling pathway in response to DNA damage.